ACUCCAUAUCCAUAGUGUUCCUUAGGUUACCCCAUAGUGUUUCCUGGGAUGUCCCAAAUAAAAUCAUCAUCUACUUCUCUCCCUGGAGUUAGAGUUCAAUUAACCCUAGAAAUUUAAUUCACCUGUUAAACCCACUUGAUUAAUCUCGAAAUCCCUUGCGAAUAAACAAAUUCCCCAAGAAGACUGUUCCGAAUGUAAUGCAUUGAUUUCCUUCGUUUAAGACCUAUCACAGCAAGAAAACAGCCGGAUAUAUCAUGUGUUUCGGGUACUCUAUGGAUACCGGGGGUGCACUGUAUGUGUACUUGUUACUUGCGUUUAUACUCAUCUAUCUUCCAGCAACAUCAGUGAGUCGCAUCUGGUUGCCAAGUUUAACAACCAGCAAUACGUCAGCUCAUUGCCGUACUCGAAGAAAUAUCUUUUGGAAGCUUACUUUAACAAACACGAUAUCUUAAUUGAUUCAAACUUCCAAAGUUUCUUUAAGCAUGACUUUCCCGUUCACUCCUGUAAAUAACUCGGUUAUCUGAAUACGGUGGUGAUUAAAGUACUAGUUUUGCACAAGGAUCUGAUUGGUGAAGGCUCUCAUCGUCGCUUAUUUUCUUCCUUGAGGAUUAGUAUCCAGCCUGAUACAACCAUGUCAGAGCGACCAGCGCACUUCUGUGAAGCCGUAGUUAUUGAAAGACUACCAUCUGGAGUAUUUGCAGACCCAUUUGAGUUACAACAACUCGUCCAACAUGGUGUCUUUGAAGACGCUGCUGUUUUUGGAGAUACAAACUUGGAAUUACCUUCAGCUCUUUCCAACAGAUCAGUUGUCGAAGUUCACAUUGAUAUUGGUCAGAACAUUCUAUGGAAGCACACUGAGGAAUUGGAAAUCAACCUUGAGCUUCCAUUGCAUGCACGCUAUCCACCUCUUGAUGGAAGUGGUUACUCAAAAGUCGAAAUGGGCAUUCCAGAUAUGUUUAUUCACUGCACCACUGAAAGUAUAGCGGUAUGUGAAAGAUGUUUAUGGGUGAAAACAGCCGAAGGCAUUAAAUCCCUAGCUGAUGCUGUUGUUUGGAGGAUCCCUUCUGGAAACAAGGCACAUUCUCAAGUAGUAUCUUAUGUUACUUUUACGGCAGCUCUCUUGUCCACGAUGUUAAUUGUUCUUGCUGCUAUCUACAAUUCAGCUAAUACCAAUACAGCUAACAAAUUAAGAAAAAGUUGAAUUCAGUUUUACUGCGUUCUCAGGCAUAUACACACUGUACACUUUUU
Papaver somniferum (opium poppy) is the source of this 1248-nucleotide messenger RNA. RefSeq names its product phosphatidylinositol-glycan biosynthesis class X protein-like. Gene Ontology annotation, biological process: GPI anchor biosynthetic process. The transcript is spliced from 5 exons. NCBI's taxonomy places the organism in Eukaryota, Viridiplantae, Streptophyta, Magnoliopsida, Ranunculales, Papaveraceae. Bases 632 to 1201 code for a protein of 189 amino acids. Gene Ontology annotation, cellular component: endoplasmic reticulum membrane. The record is from RefSeq and is a predicted model, not a curated record.